AUGACCACUCUUGUUAUUUAUAAAGUUUCUCUUGACACACCUAUUUGGAGCGAACCGAUCAUGGUUUGGGUUAACACAUGCUGGUCACCUUUCAUUUGGUCGAAUUCUUUGAAGAGUGGCUGCUAUGCUAUCGCUUUUUAUACGAUGGCAAUGUCCACCCUAAUUAUUACCUUGAUUAUUUAUUGCCUGUUGAGAGGCGAAUCGACUCAGCUCUAUUCACCACUUUUCGAAACGAGCCUCGAUGAUGGUUCAAUGAUAUCUUGGGGAUUAAUGUACAUUUUUUUCCUUCUUCUGUUCAUCGCUUCGGCUGGUUUAAUGUGGAGAGCCUUACGAGUUUGUGUUCGUGGAUUUCUUCUACCUUGGCUAACUCUGAUGGUAAUUGUCAUCACUUUUCAACUCUUGUGGGGUAUCUGGCAGCUUUACGGAUAUUACAUUUAUUUGAUUCAAACUUAUUACUGCUUAGUUAACUGGCUCUGGAUGGGAUAUCAUGUUUACUUAUUCAUAGUCGUCUUUUCUCAAUAUCAAGUCUUUGAAAUAGAACAGAAUCCGAAUAUUGAGCUUCUAAUAAAUUAAUGUAAUAAGUAAUCAAAACAACACCGUCGAAUGCUAUUUCGAAAAAUACAGACAGUGUUUAAUUUACAUACAAAUAGUGCCUUAAGUUUCAAUUUAGAAUUCCGUCCAAUCACUUCUUAACAUGACAUUAAUGGAAAUUUUCUAAAAGAUCUGCUAAAAUCAUUUCCGAAUUUUAUUUAAUUAGACAAGAGACAUUUCAAAAUUAAGCUUAGUCAAGCAUAUUUGCUUGUAGAAUUUAUAUUUUUAAAAUUAUGUUUAAUUUACAAAUUUUUUAUCAAAAAAGAAUUGCACAUUCCGUCCAAUAAUUACAAAUUUUUGUAUCUUAUGUAAAAUAGAAAAAAAGAAUAAUUAGCGAAUA
Molecule: messenger RNA, 931 nt
Organism: Clunio marinus
Lineage: Eukaryota; Metazoa; Arthropoda; Insecta; Diptera; Chironomidae
Source: the annotation of a GenBank genome assembly